AAUAUUGCACUGGAAUGUACCCCGGGACAAAAUGCGAGGCUCUGCCGACCAGCAAUUUCGCGACCGGAGUCCCUCACACCGCCACAUUUUCAAUGCUCUAUCAUUGCCGUGUCUAUUAUUGACUAUACGGAGCACUUUGCACGGCUUUUCAAGGGCUAAACGCUGCCCUUCGUGCACGUUGUCGCGGCAUGUCGCUGCAUUUUGCGAGCUCGGUGAGCGGACAGGCCGCUCCAGGGACUAAAACAGCAAGUCAUAACAUAUAAACGUCAUGUAUAAGCAUUAGACGAGGUUUGGUCUUUGGACGGUGCGGCGUGUAUGGGCACGCCCCCGAGUGAACCCGGGUUGGCUGGUGGUGUAAUUGACGGUGCCCCAUGUGUCCAGAACACAGGACACGCGCGUUGCGACAUACUGGGCAACUACACAAACAAUAUAUAUUGGAUGACUCGACCCCCAGAGCCCUCUUCUGCAAGAACCGUUUGAAAGUUGGGACCGCGCUCUAGCUUACGUAGCUGCGGCGCUCGGAGCGCCAGAAAUAGACUCGAAAAUGUUCGGUGGGCGAAGACGAAAAGAAGAGCAGGCGGAUGCAAAAGAGCGGGAGUUGCAGUUUUGGAAGUCGGAGCUGGACAAGGUGGUGGAGGAAAAGAAUGGAUGGAUGGAGAAGUUUAUGCGGGCCGCAGAUGAUGCAGACAUGCUGCGUGCGGAGCUGUUUCUUGUGCAGCGAGAGGCGGCAACAUCGCGGGCACAGCUGGAAGUUUACCGCAAGCAGGAGGAGUCGCGUGCGCGCGGUGACGGCUCCACCGCGGGCACACCGGGGCGGAGCGUUUUGGCGCCGUCCGUGGCAGGCUCGCGGGGCCCGUCCCAGACAUCAACACCCGUCAAGGGCGCGCCACCACAACAGGCAGUGCCGGCAUCGCCACCUGGUGCGCUAUCGGUGACGGGUGUACGGGCGGCAGCGUCGACCGCAGACGACCUGGUUUCUGGGCUACGGGCGGAGGUGGGGCGGCUGCGGCGGCAGGUGGAGGCCGCCGAGCUGGCCUCGCACCAGGCCGACAUGCGCACCGCCAUUCUGGAGGAGCGCCUGACGGACGCGGCGCGAGACCUGGACGCGGCGCGGCGGCAGACGGAGUACAUGCGCACCACUGCGGAGGCACACCAGCGUGAGGCAGACGCGCUGCGCGCCGAGGUGCUGUCUCAGCGCUUCAUCAACGACGAGACCGCCAACGAGACCACCAAGAUCCUGUCGGAGCUGUCGGCCGCGCAGCAGCGCUGCGCCAAGCUCGCGGCCGAGCUGUCCAGCAAGGAGCAGAUGGUGGGCCUGCUGCAGCUGCAGUUAGGUGAUAUGGCGGCGGCCGCGGCGGCCAGCACCGGCGGCGGCGUGCCAUCGUCCCUGAGCGGCAUGACUUCAGCAGCAGGCGCAGCAGCGGUGGGCACAUCCGCAGCCGCAGGCACGGCCUCCGUCUCUCCCGCGGCGGCCAUUGCAGUUCCUAGCUCAGUCUCCUCCGAUUCGGGCCCUCCGGGUGGCUCUGUGUCUUUGUCCGCUUCAGGGCUGGGCCUGGCAGCCACCAUCGCAGCCAACGCUGGUGGUAGCGGCAAGCCCGUCACCGGCACCGCGGCGUCGUCGAGCGCAUUCUCCACUGCUGGCACCGGACCCGUGUUUGGCGGCAGCGCUGCGCCGGGGCUGUUGGGCCGGGUUACGGAGGGCUACGGCAGCGGCGGCGGCGCCACCGGUAGCGGUGUCAGCGAGUGGCCGUCGGCGCGGCUGGAGUCCCCGCUGGACGGCGGCAAGAGCCCCGUCUUUGGUCAACCCAGUGGCGGCGAGUCGGGGUCCGGUGAUACCACACCUGGUGCCUCCUCGGCCCAGGCCACGCCGAUGGGCCGGCUGUGGGCUGCUGCUAAUGCAGCCGCCGGCGCCGCCUCUCCAUCUGGCACGGACGUGGCCACGCCGCCACCCGGCACCGCUGGCCCUAGCCCGGCCCUUGCCGUCAGCUCCAACGCCAACGGCAACAGCAGCAGCGGUGCCGUCAGCCCCGGCAGCGAGACCAGCAGCGCGUCGCCGCCAGUGGCAUCUGCAGCUGCGGUGCCUAACGCGGCUGCGGCGGGUGUGCCUGCACCGGAGGGCGGGGCGGCUCCUCGGGCCUACCAAGAGACAGCCAUGCAGGUCGAGGUAACGCCGCCUGCACAACCGCCUUCGGUUCUGCGCAAGAGCUUGUCUAAGGGCUUCGCGGCGGCUGCCGCGGCUGCCACUGGCAGGACCGGCGAUGCCUCAGGCGCCCCUGCGCCUGCCGCUGGCAGCAGCCGUGUCCACCACCGGCCGCCUCAAGUGCCGCAUCUUCCGCUGGCAACAGCGCUUCGCAGCGGAGGCGUUGGCGGCGCUAAGGCAGCACUCUAUACGGGCGGCGCGGCGGCGGCUGCGGGCGCUGAGGUCUAUGCGGUGGCGCACAUCGGAAAGCGCGACCCAGGUCAGCAGCCGGCGCCGGAGGCUGAGGACACGCCUCGUACCAAGAAGACUAUGGCAGCCGGCACGGGCAAGGUGGCAGCGGCGGCGGCGAUGUUUGGUGGCAAGGCUGGUCUGCCGCCAUCGAAUGUGACUGACCAAGAGGUGAAAGCCAAGGCAGAAGCACAGGCGAAAGCCAAUGCGGACGCCGAGGUGAAAGCCAAGGCGGAGGCCGAGGCGAAAGCCAAGGCGGAAGCGGAGGCGAAAGCCAAGGCUGAGGCCGAGGCGAAAGCCAAGGCAGAAGCGGAGGCGAAAGCCAAGGCGGAAGCGGAGGCGAAAGCCACCGCGGAGGCCGAAGCGAAGGCCAAGGCGGAGGCCGAGGCGAAAGCCAAGGCGGAAGCGGAGGCGAAAGCCAAGGGGGAAGCCGAGGCGAAAGCCAAGGCGGAGGCCGAAGCGAAAGCCAAGGCGGAAGCGGAGGCGAAAGCCAAGGCUGAGGCCGAGGCGAAAGCCAAGGCGGAAGCGGAGGCGAAAGCCAAGGCGGAAGCGGAGGCGAAAGCCACGGCGGAAGCGGAGGCGAAAGCCAAGGCUGAGGCCGAGGCGAAAGCCAAGGCAGAAGCGGAGGCGAAAGCCAAGGCGGAAGCGGAGGCGAAAGCCACCGCGGAGGCCGAAGCGAAGGCCAAGGCGGAGGCCGAGGCGAAAGCCAAGGCGGAAGCGGAGGCGAAAGCCAAGGGGGAAGCCGAGGCGAAAGCCAAGGCGGAGGCCGAGGCGAAAGCCAAGGAGGAAGCGGAGGCGAAAGCCAAGGCGGAAGUGGAGGCGAAAGCCAAGGCGGAAGCGGAGGCGAAAGCCAAGGCGGAGGCCGAGGCGAAAGCCAAGGCGGAAGCGGAGGCGAAAGCCAAGGUUGAGGCCGAGGCGAAAGCCAAGGCGGAGGCCGAGGCGAAAGCCAAGGCAGAAGAAGAGGCAAAAGCCAAGGCGGAAGCGGAGGCGAAAGCCAAGGCGGAAGCAGAGGCGAAAGCCAAGGCGGAAGCGGAGGCGAAAGCCAGGGCGGAAGCAGAGGCGAAAGCCAAGGCGGAGGCCGGGGCGAAAGCUACGGCAGAGGCCGAGGUGAAAACGAGGAGCCCUCCUAGCGGCCGCAAGGGAAAGGGCAAGAGUGCGGCGGCGGAUGGCGACGGCCCCAGCUCCAGUGCAUCCUCGCCUGCAAUUUCGGGCGGCCCCAUCAAGGUGGGCCGGCCCGGCUUGGUCCGCGCUGCGGCGGCUGCGAAGAAGGGAGCAGCGGCUCCAUCUGACGUAUCAGCGGCUGUGGAGGCCCCGGAGGCUGGAGGUAGCGCUGUGCCAGGCGCCCAGACCACGCCCAGAACGCAAGAGCCUGCUGCCAGCGCCUCGACGCCUGCAGCCGCUCCGGCGGCGGUGGCCUCAGGCGCGCUGCCAGCGGCUCAGAAGCCACCUCAGGCGCCAGUCCCUGCUGCCGCUCAAGAUGUGGCCGGCAAGGGCAAUGCUGCCAACGGUGCAAGCAAGGGUUCUACCCUCAGUGCCACCGCCGCGCUGCUGAAGCGCUUCAACUCGGGCGGCCUUGGCUCUGCAGGACAAGCGUCAGACGGCACCAGCGGACCAGGCAGCCGCGCGCGCUCUCCUUCUCCGCUGGCCGCGGCCGUCGGCGGCUUGGAGGCCGGCGCUGCCGCGGGCAGCGGCCUGGCAAACGUCACGGCGGCGCUGCGGCGGCUGAGCGGGACAGGAAAUGGUGGCAUGGAUGCAGCAGCGAGCUCCACUUCACAGCCCCGCUCACUGCAGCCGACACCGCCGCGCCGCCUGCUGGAUACCGGCGUCACGGGCCUGCUGAACAAAUUCCACAACGUUACCGGUGGUGCGGGCGUGGCACCAGGUGCGGCAGCGGCGACGGUGUGCGGUGGGGGCAACGGGGCAGGCAAUGGAGGCAAUGGCACACCGGUACCCACCAUUCCUGCUCCCGAGUACGGAUUUGGAGGUCCGGCAUCACGUGUUCCAGCCUCUGCCAAGAUUGCGCAAAUGCGCUCAGCGUUCGAAAAGAAGUGAUGUGGCAGAGCUGAUGAACGAGUGGACUCAGGGCAGGGCACUAAAAGGGCUGCUAGGAGGGAUGGUCAGUUGGCGUGUCUUUAAGGUACAGUCACGAGGUACAGUGCUGAUAUGGUAAUUGAACGGAGCGAUGUGCAGAGAUGUAGUUGCGUGUGCUGAUACCACACAACGGGAAGGAGGCGUGCCUGCAGCGGGCGGGAGCUGGUAACAAUAUGCGUUUUCAACUUGCCGGGUUGAGUGUGCAUGUGAUAAUUUUACACGGAGGUGCAGGUAGGUGGCCGUAGAGUCUGUUGACCUGCCACGUCCGCAGCCAGUAGUUGGUGCCGGUGCAAGCGUUGUUUCCAACGAUGCGUCGGAAGCCUGAAAUGGGCGAGGAGCUACCGUAGCACAGUAGUUGGGAGACAGAGUAUGUGAUGUUGCCGCAAAUACCAGUCGAGUGUUCCAGCAUAUGAGCACAAAUGACCUGCAAAUAUGAGGCGCCAGUGCAAUUUCUUUUACAGGUGAAGGUGCUUGUUCUUUGCUGGCGAGCAUAGCAUGGCACGGUGUGGGGUAGGGUGUAUUGUUUGGUUUGUUGCCUGCGGUGCUUUGGCUUGACAGCAGGACGCGGCUGGACGCAUGGUGAGCGGUGCUGCGUGUACAUAUAGAACCCAGGCUACGUCUGGGAGAUGCGGUAGGCGCUUGCGGCCUGAGACGGGAGACGUGGCAUGGGCGCAGCCCACUUUUUGUCUUGAGAGGGUGGUUCCUUUUUUGCAGCGUAGCUGAGCGGAGUUGUACUAGCGGUUUGAAGACGGAAGUUGGGACUGAUCGGGCGUGCAGGAUCACAUUGUAGGAGGGAGACCAGUAGGUGCUUGGCACCAGCUCUGCAUCCUGACCAAGGAGCCCCAAAGGCACGGUUAUGUGCCGUGUCGUGAGCCCUUGUGAGCCGUGUCAAAGCGUAUUAUCCGUGUUAUCAUCUGAGUCCCGACAAGACAAAAAAGGGGAAAAGUGGGCUGUGCCGCCACGCCACGUUGGUGCAAUGUCCGCGGCCGAAGGGUUCGGAACUAGCUCAUCUCCCGGACAUAGCCAGGGUAAGGUUGUACAGGCACCGCCCGCCAUGUGUCUAGCCACAUCCCGCUGUCAAG
Molecule: messenger RNA, 5601 nt
Organism: Chlamydomonas reinhardtii
Lineage: Eukaryota; Viridiplantae; Chlorophyta; Chlorophyceae; Chlamydomonadales; Chlamydomonadaceae
Exons: 11
Coding region: 653-4480 (1275 amino acids)
Source: RefSeq, a predicted model, not a curated record